AUGAAAUUGCUCGUCACAGGCGCCUCUGGCCUGUUGGGGCGCGCAGUAAUGCAAGAAUGCACAAGAGCCGGUCACGAAGUAAUAGGCUUGGCCUUUUCUCGCGUAUCUGGCGCUCUCGUCAAGCUCGACCUUACCGAUGCAGAGGCCAUCCACGGUCUUAUACAGCGUGAACGACCCGAUGUCGUUAUCAAUCUGGCAGCCGAAAGACGCCCAGAUGUGGUGGAACGUGAUCCAGUGGCAGUAAAAAGGCUGAACGUUGAUGCACCGGCUAUUCUGGCCCAAGCAUGUGCCACUCUGGACCCGCCUGCUUAUCUACUCAAUAUCUCCACGGACUAUGUGUUUGAUGGGCGGAACCCACCUUACUUUGUCGAUUCGCCUACCCAUCCAUUGAAUGCAUACGGAAUGAGUAAGCGGGAGGGUGAGAUCGCGGUAUUGGAUGCAGCAUUAGCAGGCCAUGCCACGAACCUUCGACUGCCGGUUCUGUAUGGCGAAACAUUGUAUAAUGAGGAGUCAGCUGUCAACGUGCUCCUGAACUCUAUUCGAUCAAAUGAAAAGCGAAUCAAGAUGGACGCUCAUGCCGUGCGAUAUCCGACGAACGUCUCAGACGUAGCACGCGUGAUUGAACAGUUGUCGUCUCUGUACAAAAAGCAGCUUCAUUCAUCUGCUAUGCCCGAAACACUACAUUUCUCUGCUCAAGAGGCUAUGACAAAGUAUGACAUGUGCCUUGUGCUCAGUCGGCUAUGGAACCUCGUAUGUCAAGAGGAAGUAUCCUCGGUGGAGCAUCUCGACCCACAAUACGAGGCUGAUGCUAAUGCUGGUACUAAACGCCCUGGUCAUUGUAAGCUGGACAUUUCGACGACAAAUGAGCUAGGCAUUGAUACAAGUUGUGUCCCAUUUGAUGAAUGGUGGCGUAACUACUUAGAGCACUGUGAUCGUCCUGCUCCUUUGCAUGGCGAAUCCAAGCUUGACAAUGAUUUUUCAUCGGCGAAGGAAGCAAUCCCUACUGAGGAGGAUGCUGAAAAACAAGAAAUCUGA
This is a messenger RNA of Malassezia restricta, 1035 nucleotides long. RefSeq names its product S-adenosylmethionine synthetase. Gene Ontology annotation, cellular component: methionine adenosyltransferase complex. NCBI's taxonomy places the organism in Eukaryota, Fungi, Basidiomycota, Malasseziomycetes, Malasseziales, Malasseziaceae. The record is from RefSeq and is a predicted model, not a curated record. Gene Ontology annotation, molecular function: methionine adenosyltransferase regulator activity. Gene Ontology annotation, biological process: S-adenosylmethionine biosynthetic process. Bases 1 to 1035 code for a protein of 344 amino acids. The transcript has 2 exons.